Messenger RNA from Vitis riparia (riverbank grape), 669 nucleotides. Its product is annotated as 60S acidic ribosomal protein P1. The record is from RefSeq and is a predicted model, not a curated record. The transcript has 3 exons. Gene Ontology annotation, cellular component: cytosolic large ribosomal subunit; ribosome. Bases 72 to 407 code for a protein of 111 amino acids. NCBI's taxonomy places the organism in Eukaryota, Viridiplantae, Streptophyta, Magnoliopsida, Vitales, Vitaceae. Gene Ontology annotation, molecular function: protein kinase activator activity; ribonucleoprotein complex binding; structural constituent of ribosome. Gene Ontology annotation, biological process: translational elongation; cytoplasmic translation.
UCGCCAUUUCCUCUCUGCUGCGUCUCGUCGUCUCGCUUGCUCUCUCGGCCUUCUUUGUGCUCUGCUCCAAAAUGUCGAUCAGCGAGAUAGCUUGCACUUACGCCACUCUCAUCCUCCAUGAUGACGGAAUCUCAGUCACACCGGAGAAGAUCAAUACUUUGGUGAAAGCUGCGAAGGUGGAGGUUGAGUCUUACUGGCCGGCUCUAUUCGCUAAGCUAGUCGAGAAGAGAAACGUUGAAGAUCUCAUUGCCAACGUUGGUUCCGGUGGAGGCGGUGCUCCCGUCUCUGCUGCCGCUCCAGCUGCUGGUGGUGCUUCGGCUGCUGCCGCCGCUCCUGUAGUUGAGGAGAAGAAGGAAGAACCAAAGGAAGAAAGUGACGACGACAUGGGAUUCAGCUUGUUUGACUAGGAGCUCCUUUCGGCUUUCAGUAUGAUAAUGUUUUGUUCUUUCUGCAAAUUAGGACAUGCUGGAGUGGCAACUCAUUAAAGUUUUUGUUUUACGAUUCUAUGAAUUUCAAUUUUACUGGUUGUAUCUUGACAUCACUCUAGAUUCUUAGAAGAAAUUUUCAGACUUACAGGUAGUUGAAAUUUUCCAAAUUCUAUUAUGUUUGGCUCUAGUUGAAACUUGAGAUGAACUCUAUUGAUUUAGAUUUGGCAUUGAUUGUUGAAUA